Molecule: messenger RNA, 330 nt
Organism: Didymodactylos carnosus
Lineage: Eukaryota; Metazoa; Rotifera; Eurotatoria; Philodinida; Philodinidae
Source: the annotation of a GenBank genome assembly
AUGGUCAACAGGAAGUCUCAACGACAGUCCAGUGCAACAACCAUUGGUGCAUUGAACGCUAAGGCAGCAAAUGGAUGGUCGACGUUAUUCGUUCAGGGAGAUUUUGAGGAGUUCAGUGCUGAGAAUACAGGUGGAAAGCGAUCGGACAGUUUUUGGGAUGUGUUUCCAACUCUUGAAUUGGAGGCUCGUGCUUUUGUUGUUGAACAGUGUUCGAAAAAAAGUAGUAGUUUUACAGUUGCUGACCUCGCAACAUUUAAUGAUCAGCGAUACGAUGAAAUCACAGGUUCGUUGACUUCCAGCGGAUUAGGUCGAUUGCUUCAUGUCGGCUAG